AUGACGUAUCUUGUAACGCAAAGAUCGAGCAGUAGCAAUGGAAAACAAAUAGAGGUAAAGGAGACGGAAGACAAACCAAAACACUGGGACCUCAUCGGCGACGGCUUAAAAUGGAUCGAAAAGCACGCGGAAAACGCUGAGAAGUUUUUUGAAAGAAUACCCGCAUUUAUUAGCACUUUUAUUGCCACGUUAGCGAUUUUCACCUUCGGCUCUACGUUGAGAGGAGAAUGGGUAGUGAUACUAGUGACGGCACUGAAGCAAAUCUCGGGACACACGCAGAGCGACCGGAAUGUCACCACGGAAGAGAUAUACAACAUGUUCACAUCUGAGAACCUCAAGAUGGAGAACUUCGCCUUCAUCUUCAUCGCGGCACACUGUGUAUCGUAUGGGACGUACUUUCUGCUGGGUGGUUUCUUGCAUUGGUACUACUACGUGCAGCGGCGGCACCGCGCGCACGAGUGGAAGCUGCAGCCGCGCAAGUGGCUCUCGGCCGAGCUGGAGCGGCACGAGAUCAUGGUGGGCGUGAUCUCGCUCUUCGUCACGGGCAGCUUCUCCGCCUUCCUCGCCGCCUACAUCGCCAACGGGAACCCCUCCACUGUGUACUUCCAGUUUGAUGAGUACGGCUGGUGGUGGUUCUUUUUGCAGUUCCCCGUCAUAUUUAUUUAUCAGGACUUCACGACGUACAUCCUGCACCGGCUGUACCACACGCCGUGGUUGUACGCGCGCUUCCAUAAGCUGCACCACAAGUACAAGCAGCCGACCGCCUUCUCCGUCACCGCGAUACACCCCGUCGAGAUCAUGCACGUGCAGCUCACCGACUGCCUGCCGCUCUUCCUCUUCCCGGUGCAUUGGCUGCCGUUCUACAUAGUGGCUCUGUACACGUACUACCACGGCAUCAUCGACCACUCGGGCAUCGACUUCCGCGCGGGCUGGUGGCAGCCGUGGCAGCCGCCCGCGCGCUUCCACGACCAGCACCACGAGUUCUUCCACUGCAACUUCGGCUUCAACAUGAUGAUCUGGGACAGGUGGUUCGGUACAAUGAGAAAAAUGGACCGCGUGUACACAGAAGAGACGUUCCACGGCGAAGCGCCCGCCCUCGGCUCGCCCGAAGCGAACAGGAUCAUACAGAACGACCCCGACAUCAGAGCAACCGUCGACAAAAUGAAAUCCAGCCUCAACCAAACUAAAUAGAUGCAAAUUGUUUUUAGUAUUAAACGUCUUUGAUCGUUGCAAUGAGUUCAUUAUUUACGACAGUCCUGUUCAAUCGAAAUAAUUAGACUUGUGUAUGUAAUAUUCUUUAAAAACCCAAUUAUUUACUACUAAAUUGAAUUUGUUAUAUCCACCUAUUCAAUCUUUUCCUUGAAAACGUUUAUUUCGA
Molecule: messenger RNA, 1378 nt
Organism: Zerene cesonia (dogface butterfly)
Lineage: Eukaryota; Metazoa; Arthropoda; Insecta; Lepidoptera; Pieridae
Product: delta(7)-sterol 5(6)-desaturase erg32-like
Exons: 6
Coding region: 1-1191 (396 amino acids)
Biological process (GO): sterol biosynthetic process
Molecular function (GO): C-4 methylsterol oxidase activity; iron ion binding
Source: RefSeq, a predicted model, not a curated record